GCUGCAGAGGUGACGUCACCAGGCGUUUGCGAUCCAGCUACCGACACAGAUCGAGAGCCGCCGGUACCAUGGCUGCCAUAUUGGAGAGGAAGUGAUUCCUGUCCGCUUGAGCAGUGGGGACACACAAUACCGAGAAAGCGACAGAGGGGUAGCUUGUGCGAUACUGAACAACUGUAGAGGGGUGCGGCUCCGUUUGCUUUUGCCAGGGCGGUUCCUGAACAGGAUCUAGUUGGUACUGUGAGUUUCAUCCCAGAACUCGGCGAAGAUGGCGGACCCGGCGGAGUGCACCAUUAAAGUGAUGUGCCGUUUCAGGCCCUUGAACAAUUCAGAAGUAAUGAGAGGUGACAGAUACAUCCCGAAAUUUCAAGGGGAGGACAACGUUAUUAUCGCAGCCAAACCGUACAUGUUCGAUCGAGUCUUCCAGUCCAGCACCACACAGGAGCAAGUGUACAACGCCUGCGCCCAGAAGAUUGUCAAAGAUGUGCUUGAGGGGUAUAACGGAACGAUAUUCGCCUAUGGGCAGACCUCAUCUGGUAAAACGCACACAAUGGAGGGUAACCUCCAUGAUCCGGACGGAAUGGGAAUCAUCCCAAGAAUAGUGCAAGACAUUUUUAACUACAUUUACUCCAUGGAUGAGAACCUGGAGUUUCAUAUCAAGGUUUCAUAUUUUGAAAUAUACUUGGACAAGAUUAGGGACCUUUUGGAUGUGUCAAAGACUAACCUGUCAGUACACGAAGACAAAAACAGAGUCCCCUACGUUAAGGGGUGCACUGAGCGCUUCGUCUGCAGCCCUGAGGAGGUCAUGGACACCAUCGACGAAGGAAAGUCUAACCGACACGUGGCCGUGACCAAUAUGAAUGAACACAGCUCCAGAAGCCACAGCAUCUUCCUCAUCAACGUCAAACAGGAGAACACUCAGACGGAGCAGAAGCUGAGCGGGAAGCUGUACCUGGUCGAUUUGGCCGGCAGUGAAAAGGUCAGUAAAACUGGAGCAGAGGGGGCAGUGCUUGAUGAAGCCAAAAACAUCAACAAGUCUCUGUCCUCGCUGGGUAACGUCAUCUCAGCACUGGCUGAGGGCUCAACCUACGUUCCAUACAGAGACAGCAAAAUGACCAGAAUCCUUCAGGACUCCCUGGGGGGUAACUGCAGGACCACCAUAGUCAUCUGCUGCUCCCCCUCCUCCUACAACGAAGCUGAGACCAAGUCCACCCUCAUGUUUGGGCAAAGAGCGAAGACCAUUAAGAACACGGUGUGUGUGAAUGUGGAGCUGACCGCUGAGCAGUGGAAGAAGAAGUACGAAAGGGAAAAGGAGAGGAACAAAACCCUGCGCAACAACAUUACGUGGCUGGAGAACGAGCUCAACCGAUGGAGGAACGGCGAAACUGUGCCGAAGGACGAGCAGUUUGACAAGGAGAAGGCCAACGCCGAGGCCCAGGCCCUGGACAACGUGGUCAACAACGACAAGCCCGUGUCCACGCCCAGUGUUCCCGGCGUCCGGCUCACCGACGCGGAGAAGGAGAAGUGCGAGGCGGAGCUCGCCAAGCUGUACAAGCAGCUGGACGACAAGGACGAUGAGAUCAAUCAGCAGAGCCAGCUGGCAGAGAAGCUGAAGCAGCAGAUGCUGGACCAGGAGGAGCUCCUGGCCUCGUCCCGGCGCGACCACGACAACCUGCAGGCGGAGCUCAACCGGCUGCAGGCGGAGAACGAGGCCUCCAAGGACGAGGUGAAGGAGGUGCUGCAGGCGCUGGAGGAGCUGGCCGUCAACUACGACCAGAAGAGCCAGGAGGUGGAGGACAAGACCCGGGAGUUCGAGCUCCUCAGCGAGGAACUCAACCAGAAGUCGAGCGUCCUGGCGUCCAUCGACUCGGAGCUUCAGAAGCUGAAGGAGAUGACCAACCAUCAGAAGAAGAGGGUCACAGAGAUGAUGUCCUCUCUGCUGAAAGACCUGGCUGAGAUAGGCAUUGCGGUCGGCAGCAACGAUAUCAAGCAACACGAGGGCAGCGGGCUGAUCGACGAGGAGUUCACCGUGGCGCGCCUCUACAUCAGCAAGAUGAAGUCGGAGGUGAAGAGCAUGGUGAAGCGCAGCAAGCAGCUGGAGAGCACCCAGGCCGAGAGCAACAAGAAGAUGGACGAGAACGAGAAGGAGCUGGCCGCCUGCCAGCUGCGCAUCUCCCAGCACGAGGCCAAGAUCAAGUCCCUGACGGAGUACCUGCAGAACGUGGAGCAGAAGAAGAGGCAGCUGGAGGAGUCCGUGGACUCUCUGAAUGAAGAGCUGGUCAAGAUCAACGCACAGGAGAAAGUUCAUGCUAUGGAGAAGGAAAAUGAGAUUCAGUCAGCCAAUGAAGUCAAGGAGGCGGUGGAGAAGCAGAUUCAGAAUCACCGCGAGGCCCAUCACAAGCAGAUCAGCAGCCUGAGGGACGAGCUAGAUAAGAAAGAGAAACUCAUCACCGAGCUGCAGGACCUGAACCAGAAGAUCAUGCUGGAACAGGAGCGACUGCGCGUGGAGCACGAGAAGCUCAAGUCUACAGACCAGGAGAAGAGCCGCAAGCUCCACGAGCUCACGGUGAUGCAGGACAGGAGGGAGCAGGCCAGGCAGGACCUGAAGGGGCUGGAGGAGACAGUGGCAAAGGAGCUCCAGACUCUUCACAAUCUUAGGAAGCUGUUUGUUCAAGAUUUGGCCACAAGAGUUAAGAAGAGUGCCGAGAUGGACUCCGAUGACACUGGCGGCAGUGCUGCUCAGAAGCAGAAGAUCUCCUUCCUGGAGAACAAUCUGGAACAGCUCACCAAGGUUCACAAGCAGCUGGUGCGUGAUAACGCAGACCUUCGCUGCGAGCUUCCUAAGCUGGAGAAGCGUCUUCGCGCUACGGCCGAGCGGGUCAAGGCGCUGGAGUCCGCUCUGAAAGAGGCCAAAGAGAACGCGGCGCGCGACCGCAAGCGCUACCAGCAGGAGGUGGACCGCAUCAAGGAGGCCGUGAGGGCCAAGAACAUGGCCAGGAGGGGGCACUCCGCUCAGAUUGCCAAGCCCAUCAGGCCAGGCCAGCCCCCCGUGGCCUCCCCCACCCACCCCAACAUCAGCCGCAGCAGUGGGAACAUCUACCAGAACAGCCAGCCUGCAGCCAUCCGGGGAGGGGGCGGAGUCAAGCAGGACAGGAAUUGCUGAAGAUGACAAAAUCACUGCGGAAGAUGCAGAUGGCAAACAGAAAGCCUGUCAUUCCAUUACAGUGAACUUUUUCCACCAAGGGGGACUUUUCAGUAUAUAUAAAUAUAUAAACUAUAUCUGGCCUGUACAGUUCUACCUUGAUCUUUUUUCCCUUUAUAUAAUUGAUUCCCGUAUGAAAUUAAAUCACAGAUGAAACAAAAAAACAGAGUGCAAUCUAGGCAUCCUGCAAACUAACAACAUGUGACUUGGUGUAGCUCCGUUGCGUUGCACAGUCCGUCGUCAUUCACGUCUUGAGAUUAGUCUUCACUGUGCCAAGUUGAAUGUAUGUUACAGGUUUAAAAAAAAAACAAAAAAAAAAAAAGUGGGGGAAAAAAAAAAGAUUAGCAGAACGUCCUCGCCUGAUUUAACGCGCACCCGUUCGUUUUAGGGAUCGUAGAACCAUUUCUCCGCGUAGAUUUGAUGAGCUUGUUUAAAGUUGAGUUGAAUAGAUGAAUCGAACACUACUGUUCCCGUUGUACAGAUUUGAAAUAGCACUGAACACGUUUUCUGAAAAGCGGGCGUUUAGAUUUGGGGCUCAGAAAGGAGCGCGAGGGCGUUUGCAGCGGUGUGGCCCUGAUUGGCCGAAAAACCUGUGGAUCGCAAGUCCUCGAAACGCGUUACUGAAAAUGAGAAGCACGAGGUCACGUGACUCAAACCGAAGAGAAGGAGGGAGCUUAGGAAUUAACAACUGUACCUUAUCACCAGGUCUUUCAGCACAUUAAUGUAAUGUAUGAUAACAAAAAAAAGGUUUAACAGCAUUGUUACUGAACAUAUAUAUAUAUCUGCGUAUGCAAAUGUAUAUGCCUUUGGUAAAUGGAAAUGGAACACUUGCUUGUCCUGCCCAAUAUAUAGUCCUUUGUCAUCUAGUGUGCUUUUUAUUUUUAUUUUUAAAUGGUUGUGCUCAUGUUAUAUCAUUUUAAGGCCCACUGGACCAUAACGUAUUGGUUUGUAGAUUAUUUUAUAAUCAAAAUUAUGGGCUUCAUGUGCUUAACACACCUGCUUUAUCUCUGAUACAGUUGUUGAGGUGACAGAACUUUAUUAUUAAUAUUGGUGUUAUGCUACCUGUUGUGAAUUGGGCAUCCUGUAAUGUUUGGAAGGUAUCACUUAGGAUAAUGAUCACUGAUGUAUAGUAAUAGCUUUUUAUUCAUUUGCUUGCAGUGUACAUUUGGGUAAUGAGAGGAAGGGAUGUUUUAUCAAACUUUUAGCAGUUUUCCCCCCAUUGGACUUUAAGACCAAUUGUGACUUUUUAUUUUGUUAUUUUUUGUUUGUUUUUAAUUUUCAAUUUUUUCUCUUGGUGCCUAGCUGUGGUUGUCUGUGUUUUGCAUACAUUUAAUUAGCCUGUUGUUUCUUUUCGUACAUUUUUUCUUUUGUUUUAUCGAGUCAGCUCAUUCACUCCUGUGAGGUUCCACAGUUUGCAACACCAUGCCUCUGUCUCAUUGGCUCUCCAGAUGAGCAGAGGCCCAGGAAGGGGACAGUGGUGUCAUUAACAAGUAACUGUUUGUCCUCUGCUUAGCGGCAUUCUUCCAUGACGAACAUGAAUUGAGUUAUUUAUUAAACACUGACUAGUCAGGAGCCAUGGAUUCUGUAUUUUAUGUUGUGCUUUUUGGUUUAGUUUCUUUGGUUUUUUUUCUCCCCCAAAAGAAAAAUAUGAAAUUUGUAUCGUAUUUAAAUUCAGAACCCUCUGCAAAGCCGUGAUUCGGCCUCAUCAGAGUGAAGGGAGACCUAACUUUGCUUGUGCAAUAUAGACCCAUAAUUGUGAAGGUUAUACAGGUAAAUAAAAGGAGGAAGUGGGAUUUGGUUUGCGUUCAUCAGACAAUAAAUAAAUAAAACUGUCCCGUCAUCUUGAAAAUGCAAAGAUGUUUGAAAAGACCGCCUUGGUGCUCUGACAUAGGGUUCUUAAUUGAGUGUAAUGCACUUUAAAUUGGACAUCUCCAAAUUAAAAGUAAUAAAAAAUAAAUAAACAAUGACUGCACUUACCAUCUGUAUGAAAUGGGCAUUCAGAUUCCAGUUCAACGCGCUGCAAUCCUGGUAUCGUUGGUGCGUCUCCACUAGACUUAUCUUUGAUUUGAGACCUCAAAUGUACAUUGAAUAUUUGUGCGUAAAAGAAGUAGUUUACACAGUUUGCCUUCGGUCUACUUUUUUGAACUUGUACAGAGAAGGUUCUUAUCUGUGGCGAAAUACUUGGACAGGACAAUGCUAAAUGUGUACCGAGUUCUCCUGUGUAACACUAGAAUGGUUAAAGCCAUUACGAUGUAUUCUUUAAAGUACUUACUGUAGGCUUGUUUGCCCAGGUUUUACUCUAGUAAUUGAGCACAAAUAAAAUGUAAGAAAACGAAACCCAAAAACAAUAAUAACCGUUUGUUCGUGGUGGUCAGCCUAAAUUGUGUUUAAUUCUGGAGUAGAAAGCUGCUGAAAUGUGUCACUCUGUAGUAGCAAACAUGGUUUUUGAUUGACAGUGAUGAUUUUACCAAUGGGAUAAAGGCGCUGGGUCAUUGCAGUUGGGCAUUGGAAAUGCAGGGUUUUAGUUAUGUCCUAUACUUUGGAACUGACUGCAUGCUGUAAAUGUACAAGUGAUUAAAUUAUGAUAAAGCAAAUUGAUUAAAUA
Anguilla anguilla (European eel) is the source of this 5804-nucleotide messenger RNA. Its product is annotated as kinesin-1 heavy chain. Gene Ontology annotation, biological process: microtubule-based movement. Bases 266 to 3160 code for a protein of 964 amino acids. Gene Ontology annotation, molecular function: microtubule motor activity; ATP binding; microtubule binding. Lineage: Eukaryota; Metazoa; Chordata; Actinopteri; Anguilliformes; Anguillidae. The record is from RefSeq and is a predicted model, not a curated record. The transcript has 26 exons.